Oppia nitens is the source of this 1660-nucleotide messenger RNA. RefSeq names its product protein farnesyltransferase subunit beta-like (gene Fntb). Gene Ontology annotation, biological process: protein farnesylation. Bases 281 to 1483 code for a protein of 400 amino acids. The record is from RefSeq and is a predicted model, not a curated record. The transcript has 10 exons. NCBI's taxonomy places the organism in Eukaryota, Metazoa, Arthropoda, Arachnida, Sarcoptiformes, Oppiidae. Gene Ontology annotation, cellular component: protein farnesyltransferase complex. Gene Ontology annotation, molecular function: protein farnesyltransferase activity.
GCCAUAACUGAGCGCACAUACAUAUAUACAUACACACAGAAAAAUAGCUAACUGUGUGCCUCAAAGUUGUAAAGUGUUUGUUAAGUAUUUGUGAGACAACUCUUGUUUUGGCGGAGAGACCGGCCCUCGAUUGCCAUAAUUGGUGAUACCAUUGAUCAUUGACAACGACACCACAACACCAACUAAAAUAUAAAAACAUACAUAUAUUAUAUACCAGUGCUCUCUCUCUAUAUACUUCUCCCUCUCUUUCAUCUCUUAAGCUCAAAAAAACAUACAAACAAUGUUAAGAUGUCUUCAAAAGGAUUUGCUUCGCAAGUAUAAUAACGAUGGACUCGUUAGCCAUACCAGUGAAGAACAAAGGAAAGUCGAGAAUACAAUUGAGGAAUGCUAUGAUGUGAUCGAAGAGUCAAUUAAAUCCAGCGGUGAUGAUAAUCAAGUUCCACAAUUAUUACGAGAGAAACACCUAAAAUAUUUAGUCCGCGGACUAACCCAUCCAUUACAUCAAUCAUUCCAAUGUCUGGACGCCUCCCGUCCGUGGCUUACCUAUUGGAUCACUCAUUCGCUGGCCAUACUUGAGGCCGAUUCCGAACUAACUAUCAAUGCUCACGAUGUGAUCAAAUUCUUAAGCAAAUGUACCAAUAAGGAGGGCGGGUAUGGGGGCGGACCACACCAGAUAUCACAUUUGGCCACAACAUAUGCCGCCGUCAAUGCAUUGGUCACACUAUCCACUGAAGAGGCCUUGAAAUCCAUCGACAGAAACCAAAUCAAGAAAUUUUUGCUACAAAUGAAACAAAAUGACGGGUCAUUUAAGAUGCAUUUCGGCGGUGAAAUUGAUAUCCGAGGUGCCUACUGUGCCAUAUCUGUGGCCAAACUUAUUGGUAUUGAUGACGACAAUCUUUUUGAAAAUACUCCCGAAUGGCUGCUCUCGUGUCAGACAUAUGAAGGUGGCUUCGGUGCAGCUCCGGAACACGAAGCUCACGGUGGCUAUACAUUCUGUGCGGUGGCAGCUCUUGUACUACUAAACUGUUUAGACAAAUGCAAUGUUAAGUCACUAUUGAAAUGGGUUAUCAAUAAACAGCACAGAUAUGAGGGCGGAUUUGCCGGAAGAACAAACAAACUGGUCGAUGGCUGCUAUUCCUUCUGGGAGGCGGCUAUUCUUCCUAUUGUUCACAUAUAUUUGGCACAAAAGUAUCCGUCCUUAAUGCCAGUCGACAAAUGGUUGUUCAAUCAGCAAGCAUUACAAGAAUAUAUUCUGUGCUGUUGUCAGGAGAAGAAUGGCGGACUAAUUGAUAAGCCGGGCAAACACCGGGACUAUUAUCACACUUGCUAUGUGUUGGCCGGACUAAGUAUAGCUCAAAAUGCACUGUCAAGUCAAUUGAUAGUCGGAUCUCAGGAUAACAAAGUGGUACCAAUUCAUCCAUUAUUUAACGUUAAGUUAGAUUCGGUUCGCUUUGCAAAUGAAUAUUUUGCCACAAAUUCGUGAUAAUUAUAUUUGCAUUUAUUAUAUAAUAUACAGUAUAUAACAUAUUAUUAUAGACUGAAAACAACUGAUAAAAUUUGAUUAAUUUACAGAAUUUUCAUUUAAUUUAAAUAUGAAUUAAAAUUCAAUAACUAAGUCAUUAUUAAUAUUGUUUGUUUGUUUUUUAAUAAAAACAUUUAC